Molecule: messenger RNA, 714 nt
Organism: Rodentolepis nana
Lineage: Eukaryota; Metazoa; Platyhelminthes; Cestoda; Cyclophyllidea; Hymenolepididae
Source: the annotation of a GenBank genome assembly
AUGGCACAGAUUUGCCGCGUCGCUGGUAUCCUUUCAUUUGACGACUGUAUAGAAGAUUGGCAAAUAGCUUGGGAUCGGGCUCGAGUAGCCAAACUGGUUCUGGAGAUAUUGGUGUGUGCGAUUCAUCCAGUUCCUGGAAACUUUGUAUUCACCUGGUUCUCCUCCUAUUUCCUCGUAGGAGGCCAACUCAUUCUUUCUUGUGCACAUUGUGUGAACAUCACCACAAACUCCAGCCUUUUUACCGUAUCUUCAACACCCCAGUUCUCUGGAAGUCCCCACUACAUUUUCUCCUCGAACAAAGUGGUGUCCAUCGAUAUUAUCCUCUCAUUGCCUAUGUUCCUUCGACUUUAUCUCAUCUUUCGGGUUGUGAUGCUGCACUCAAAGCUAUUCACAGACACAGGAUCGAGGAGUAUUGGAGCUAUGAACAAAGUGAACUUCACAACACAAUUCGUGUUUAAGACAUUCAUGACUAUUUGUCCUGGGACUGUGCUCGUUGCCUUCAUUAUUGGAUUCUGGGCUGUCCUUGCUUGGAUGCUUCGGGCUUGCGAACGUGUUCAUGAUCCUGGUUUUGAAAAUCUCCUCAACUCGCUGUGGCUGGUCGCUGUCACAUUUUUGAGCAUCGGCUAUGGUGAUGUUGUCGCAAAUACCUACUGUGGUCGGGGCAUUUCCUUAGUCACGGGUGUUUUGGUAAGUCCGUGUUUAUGCAGUUCCUAG